AGGUCUUAAAAAUUUUUCCAUGUAUCUAACUUAUUAGUUUUUAGACAAGUUCUAAUUAUUAUUUAUUCAAUUUCUUGUUUGUUUCAUUUUUGUAGUCGGGUUUUUAUCAGUGAAUUGGUUUUUCAUUGACCCUUUAAUACGUUUUGUGUAGUGUUCCAAUUUAUUGUAAUUUGAGCAUUAAAUAGAGUGCAAAAAUGCCUAACAAAGCAGCAAAGGAUAUUCUGGAAACAGAUAAGGAAACGGAGUAUAUGCAAAGUUUUGUCCGUGGAGGUGGGUCAGAUGAUGAAAGAGAACCCAUUUCGCACCAUAAGGCCGACUUGGCCAAACAACUAUCUGAUUCGAGCGAUAAAUCCCCGAGAAAGGCCAACAGAGGAGCGACUGCAAAGGAACCACCAAAAUCCAAGAAACGCAACAAACAACGAGAGUAUUAUGAGGAAGUUUAUUGCGAUAAAGAUAGGGCGGCGGCUGUUAGCAUUGGGAGCUUUGAUAUUAAGCAGAGUCUCAAUCAGAAGGCUCGUCAGGAGAGGAAUCUCAAUUUAUCACUUCCAGAGGAAGCAGAACCCGGAGCUCUUCUUGCUUUGGGCAUGAGGGAGGCUAAGAAUGGAAAUACAGACAAUGCUGUUCAAUUUAUUACCAAGGCUCUAGAAUUGAAUCCACAGGAUCAAAAUGCUUUGGUUGCAAGAAGUAAGUGCUAUUUGCUUCUGGGCGAACCAGAUAAGGCUCUGCAGGAUUCUGAAACAGCCCUCAUUGCGGACAAAAAUAACAUUCGUGCUAUCUACCAAAAGGCGGAAUCUCUCUACUAUUUGGGCCAAUUUGAGCACAGUCUCAUGUUUUUCCAUCGUGGACUACGCCUCCGUCCGGAGCUGAAUACCUUCCGUUUGGGUGUGCAAAAAACGCAAGAAGCCAUUGAAAAUACAAUUGGAGCUGCUCAGAAAAUUGAUCCAAAGAUGGAGAAAUGCAGUGGGAAGAAUACAGCAUCCACAACCACCAGAAGCACAACGUCAAAGAAGCCUCGUGCAUCAAAAGCCACUAAAGCUGAUCUCGAACGAAGGGCAUCACGACGUCUAUUGGGUGAAUUGUGUGUGGACAAGGAGUACUUGGAAAAUCUCCUCAAACAUCCCAAUUUGAAACUUCUCAGCUCGGACGUUGAUACUGAGCCUAUAUCGGGAUUAGCCAAAGAUGCGGUUACUUUUCUGAACACGCGUCAGGAAUUUUGGCGUCAGCAAAGACCAUGCACGGCACUGUCCAAUAAAAAGAUUAUGGAAGAUACAAGUACUAUACCCAAAUGGUUCUAAAAGAAAUUACUUAAUCGUAUUAAAUUCAUCGUGAAAUCUCUCUUGGAACAUUUGAGCACUGCACUAAAAAUAUUUUACAACUUGUAGCGGAUGUAGUCUCAAGAAUAUGAAAGUAGGUUCAAUUUAAAUCACAAAGGAAUGUAGAAGGAUAAAAUUAAUUUAAACUCUUUUAAGAAAUACAUACCAUAAAAAUAUAUAUUAAUUAUUUUAUCACCAAUUUUUAAAAACAGAAUUAUUCACUAAAAUAACGAUAAACCAUUAUAACAUAUCAAAAUACAACUUAAAAAAAUUAAGGAUAUCAUAAAGAGCAUAGAAUUACGUAAUAUUUUAUGCACAAUAUUAAUAAAUGAUUAAAAUUAUAGAAAAUAUUAUUGUAUU
Molecule: messenger RNA, 1673 nt
Organism: Lutzomyia longipalpis
Lineage: Eukaryota; Metazoa; Arthropoda; Insecta; Diptera; Psychodidae
Product: outer dynein arm-docking complex subunit 4
Exons: 3
Coding region: 195-1295 (366 amino acids)
Cellular component (GO): cytoplasm
Molecular function (GO): protein binding
Source: RefSeq, a predicted model, not a curated record